Molecule: messenger RNA, 643 nt
Organism: Closterium sp. NIES-67
Lineage: Eukaryota; Viridiplantae; Streptophyta; Zygnematophyceae; Desmidiales; Closteriaceae
Source: the annotation of a GenBank genome assembly
AAGCGAGCCAUGAUGCUGAGAGGAGGCGAAGUCAGCGAUAGCAGCGACAAGAGCGUCACGACUGGAGACAAGAACCGACGGGUCGGUAACGAGGAAUGCAAGGACCCGAGGAACAAAAGGACGAGCAGCACCAAGGUAGUUAGAGAGAGGGGGAGGCGCGACAGCGAGCGACGACGGAGGAGGCGAAGGCAGGAGGGGAGGACGAAACGCGUAGGAACGAAGCAACAUAGGGUGAGAACGCUGAACAGGAGAUACAGGACGAGCACGAGAGGGACGGCGAGACCAGACGUGAGACGAAGGCAUCUGGUUAGGAGACAGAGGAGGAGACACAAGGGAGGAACGAGGGGGAAGACGAGCCGGAGACGAGUUCGGUGGAGGGAACACAGGGCCUUAGACAGGAAGAGGAGGAGGUGGCGGGGGAGGCGCAAGCGAGCGGUCAGGGGAGGGAAGGCCGAGCAGGCAAAGGGCGGACACCGGCGGCGACUGCUGCUGCUGCUACUGCUCGACGCCGACACCUGGACCGCCAGCUGCACCACGGCCACCGCCGGAACACACCACGCCAGCACCCCCAAAAACGCCCACCCUAAGAGCGAGAACUCUCUCCAGCACCGGUGAGAACGAUUAAGUGGGGUAUUGAGAUAAA